AUGGAUUACAAUGUUGCCGAAGAAACCCUCAGACAUGACAGGGGCACAGGAAAAACAUUCCUCUAUCAAACCAUCAUAUCCAGACUUUGCUCGAAAAAACAAAUCGUUCUCCCGGUAGCUUCUUCAGGAAUAGCCGCAUUGCUACUACCAAACGGAAGAACAGCUCAUUCACGCUUUAAUAUUCCUUUGAAGCUCGACGAAGAUAAGCUCUGCAACAUCAAACCAGGUACGAUGCUCGCUGAACUCAUUGAGAAAACGGACCUCAUAAUCUGGGAUGAGGCACCUAUGACGCACAAACAUGCCUUCGAAGCACUUGACAAAACUUUGAAGGACAUAAUGUCUAUGAAAAACCCACACGCAAAGGAUCAAACUUUCGGCGGAAAAACGGUUUUGUUAGGUGGUGAUUUUAGACAAAUCCUACCGGUAGUUCCACAAGGGAGUCGAGCUGAUACCGUCUUAGCUUCGAUAUGUCAUUCAUAUCUAUGGAAUUUUUGCCACAAGUUCCCUUUGAAGACAAAUAUGCGAGUCAACCAGGACGAAAAAGAGUUCUCUGAUUGGCUUCUCAAAGUCGGUGAAGGUCGUCCAGAAUCAGAAAAGGUAGACGCAGACGAUGGCUACCAUGACCAAAUGUUAAAUAUCGAUCCAACAUUGCUCAAAGAGACUAAAGAAGAGUCACUAAAGCAAGUUGUCGAUGCAGCGUAUGGUGAUACCAACCAAAUAGAGGCCUCCCAAAGUUCCUACACCGAUAAAGCUAUCCUAACGCCCCGAAAUGAUACAGUCGAUGAAAUCAAUGCGUAUACAAUCUCCAAAACCACCGGAGAGUCAAAAGACUACUACAGUUACGAUAGCUUUGAGGUUUCAGAAACUCAAUCUAACCAAAAUGAAACACUAUACGCUGUUGAGUAUCUCAACUCGAUGGAGUUUCCAGGAUUGCCUUCCCAUAAACUCACUCUCAAAGUUGGGGCCCCGAUUAUGCUUCUGCGAAACAUAAAACCAAACAAAAGGAUUAUGUAA
This is a messenger RNA of Brassica oleracea var. oleracea, 1014 nucleotides long. Its product is annotated as ATP-dependent DNA helicase pif1-like. Gene Ontology annotation, molecular function: DNA helicase activity. Gene Ontology annotation, biological process: telomere maintenance; DNA repair. NCBI's taxonomy places the organism in Eukaryota, Viridiplantae, Streptophyta, Magnoliopsida, Brassicales, Brassicaceae. The record is from RefSeq and is a predicted model, not a curated record. The transcript is spliced from 2 exons. Bases 1 to 1014 code for a protein of 337 amino acids.